Molecule: messenger RNA, 8145 nt
Organism: Acanthochromis polyacanthus (spiny chromis)
Lineage: Eukaryota; Metazoa; Chordata; Actinopteri; Pomacentridae
Product: neuroblast differentiation-associated protein AHNAK
Exons: 5
Coding region: 158-7444 (2428 amino acids)
Biological process (GO): regulation of RNA splicing
Cellular component (GO): cytoplasm; nucleus
Source: RefSeq, a predicted model, not a curated record
ACCUGACUGGCCCUCCUCUCCCCACUCUCAGCCUGCAGAGCAAACAGCAUGGACUGAUAACUCUGAGCUGGAACUUUACGACACAGCUUCAACAACACAGAAACACUUGUCUGAUGGAUCCGGAGGCUUAGUCCAACUGCAUUUUCAGUGAAGAGUCAUGCCGUCGCACCGCAGAGGACGGAGCCUCUCUGAGGCACUGACCCUAGAGGAAUUAGAGGAGGGAGGAGUGAUCAUUUCCAGCAUCAACAGUGCCUCAUCCAACCGGGAACUGAAGGAAGGGGAUGAAAUUUUGGGAGCCACGAUAAAUUUCGAUCAACUGUCCAAAGCGGAGGUGUUAAAAGUACUGAAGCUGAUGGAGCCGUUUGAUGACAAGAUCCAAGUCCUCACUCGGAACAACCUGAGCAAGAGCCUCGGAAAUCUGGACCAAUGUGCAAAGACUCCUGAGGCAAUGCUGCAGGAUUCCUACAACAAACUCUACAAUGCCAAAGUCAGGAGGUUUAUGAAGGGGGAGUUGCCUGAUGCUGAGGAAGGGUAUGUGAACGGGGAAGUUACUGGAAAGCCAACAGCACCAGGCUCAUCCAAGGUCAGCCUAAAACAUGACAUGGGGUUGCCUCGUCUCGGAGUUGACUUUGGACUUCUGAAAUCCAAGACUUUGAGCACUGAUAAUAAUGCUAAUUCACAGUUUUUCACUGGAGAAUUAACAGAUGGCAGCAACCUGAACCUUCCACCGUUUGGUCUUGGCUUGAAUGGGACUUCACUAAAUGAAACUCAUGAAUCAGGACUAAAACUUGAUGCUGAAAGUCCACAGCUUAACACUCCAGACCUCCAUCUGUCUGGGAGAUUACCAAAGGAUUCAAAAAUCAAUGCCACAGCUGGAUUGCAACUGCCAAAUACUACCAAUUCAUCGAUUGACUUGGCCAUGCCAAAUCUUGAAAGACCUCAAAUUGGACUGGAAGGCAACAGAACUUGCAAAGCUCCAGACAUUGCUACAAACUUAAAAGGUGUUAGUACCCCUGGAAUGGGGUUAAACCUUGAUGGGGGAAAUAUCACUGGUCCAUCCCUGAACACUGGCAUUCCCCAAGUGAGCAUUGAAGGAACAAACAAAGAUUUUAAAAUGCCAACAUUCAAAAUACCAGACCUGGGCCUUUCUGGACCUCAGUCUCAGUAUUCCACGAGACUGAAAAACCCAGAUUUAAAUGUGGAUGAUCCCUACAGUUAUGUUGGAUCACCCAAGCUGAGCUUGUCUGGGAGAUCACCUGACUUAGACCUAGAAAUGCCAGAUAUUAAUGUAUCACAACGUGGUGUAAAUGGAACAGACAUUGACAUGCCUUUAGGUGAUGCUAAAAUGUCACUUAAGAAACCAAAGAGUGACCUAAAAUCUCCAGAUUUAGAUGUGGAUGCUCCAUCUGGUAUAUUCACUUCACCCAAAUUUGGGUUGUCUGGCAAAAGUGAGGCAGGUGUUAAAACACCUGACCUAAGUCUCAAAACACCAAAGAUGAAAGGUGGGAUUUCUACACCUGAUAUAAAUCUACCCAAAGCUAGCCUAAAAGGACCAAACUUGGCCAGUGACACUCCAUCAGUCGGCAUUAAAGGUCCAUCUGGAAAAUACAAGGCUCCUAAGUUUACAAUGCCCAAAUUUGAUUUACCAGACAUUGAAGUUCCAAGUGUUAAUGGAGAUUUGGAGGGACCUGAUCUCAAAGGUGCAAUUGCACACCCAAAUUUUGAUGUGGAUAUGCCUUCUGGUAAAUUUGAGAUUGAUGCAAAUGCUCCCUCUGUCAAACCUAAACUGCCAAAAUUUAAGCUUUUUGGCACAUUAUCAAAAACAAAAGAUUUGGAACUAUCAGGUCCAAAGCUAAAAGGGUUUGAUGGUGAGCUAAAGACUCCAGAUUUUGAUCUUUCAUCCCCCAAAUUUAAAGGGGCUAUUGGUUCCCCAAAUUUGAAUCUUAACACAGAUCUAAAAUCACCUGACAUAGAUAUUUCUGGUCCCAAUCUCAGUGGUGGAAUAAAGACACCAGACAUAAACAUGCCCACAAUUGACCUCAAAAGCCCCAAACUGGACCUCAGUACCCCAAAGCUCAACUUAGACACCCCAUCAGGCAAACUGAAAAUGCCUGAUCUUCAUGCUCCAGACUGGGAUGUUAAUGCUCCCUCGGGCAAAUUAAAAAAGCCCAAGUUCAAUCUUUCCGGUACAUUACCAAAAGGGCCAAAUAUGGACCUAAAUGCAGAUCUGAACUCGCCAGAUUUGAGUCUGAAAGCUCCAAAGGUGAAAGGUGGAAUUGAUGCCCCUGACUUGGACUUAAACAUGGACAUGAAAUCUCCCAAGUUAGAUGUCAACACUCCCAAUGUCAACAUUGGCUCACCCAAAACAAAAUUUAAAAUGCCUAAACUCAAGCUCCCCAAAUUUGGUCUUCCAAGCCUUAAAGGGCCUGAGAUCAAUGGAAACUUAGAUGUUCCAGACAUCGAUGUUAAUGCACCCAGUGUCAAUCUCAAAGGUCCUAAAACUGAUCUAGAAAUGCCAGACAUUGAGAUGAGUGGGCUUUCUGGAAAAUUCAAGAAGCCGAACUUAAACUUGCCUAACUUGGGACUUUCUGGUCCAAAGUUAGAUGUUCCCAAUUUGGACUUGAAAUCACCUGACCUCGAUAUCUCUGGUCCCAAUCUCAGUGGUGGAAUAAAGGCACCAGACAUAAACAUGCCCAAGAUUGACCUCAACACCCCAAAGCUGGAUCUCAAUACCUCAGGUGUUGAUUUAAACAUGCCAUCAGGCAAACUGAAAAUGCCUGAUCUUCAUGCUCCAGACUGGGAUGUUAAUGCUCCCUCGGGCAAAUUAAAAAUGCCUAAGCUGAAUCUUUCCGGUACUUUACCAAAAGGGUCAAACAUGGACCUAAAUGCAGAUCUGAACUCACCAGAUUUGAGUCUGAAAGCUCCAAAGAUGAAAGGUGGAAUCGAUGCCCCUGAUUUGGACUUACCAAAUGUAGACCUUAAAGCUCCAAAGUUUGAUGUGAAUCCUCCCAAUGUCAACCUUGGCUCACCAAAAGCAAAGCUGAAAUUUCCCAAAAUGAAAAUGCCUAAAUUUGGCUUACCAGGCUUUAAAGGACCUGAAAUUGAUGGCAACUUAGAUGGCCCAGAUAUAGAUAUAAAUGCACCCAAUGUCAACCUCAAAGGUCCUAAUGCUGAUCUAGAUGUAGAUGUUUCCGGCCCAUUCGGAAAAUUCAAGAAACCAAACUUAAACUGGCCUAACUUGGGACUUUCUGGUCCAAAGUUAGAUGGUCCCAACUUGGACCUGAAAUCACCUGACCUAGAUAUCUCUGGUCCCAAUCUCAGUGGUGGAAUAAAGGCACCAGACAUAAACAUGCCCAAGAUUGACCUCAAAAGCCCCAAACUGGACCUCAGUACCCCAAAGCUCAACUUAGACACCCCAUCAGGCAAACUGAAAAUGCCUGAUCUUCAUGCUCCAGACUGGGAUGUUAAUGCUCCCUCGGGCAAAUUAAAAAAGCCCAAGUUCAAUCUUUCCGGUACAUUACCAAAAGGGCCAAAUAUGGACCUAAAUGCAGAUCUGAACUCGCCAGAUUUGAGUCUGAAAGCUCCAAAGGUGAAAGGUGGAAUUGAUGCCCCUGACUUGGACUUAAACAUGGACAUGAAAUCUCCCAAGUUAGAUGUCAGCACUCCCAAUGUCAACCUUGGCUCACCCAAAACAAAAUUUAAAAUGCCUAAACUCAAGCUCCCCAAAUUUGGUCUUCCAAGCCUUAAAGGGCCUGAGAUCAAUGGAAACUUAGAUGUUCCAGACAUCGAUGUUAAUGCACCCAGUGUCGAUCUCAAAGGUCCUAAAGCUGAUCUAGAAAUGCCAGACAUUGAGAUGAGUGGGCUUUCUGGAAAAUUCAAGAAGCCGAACUUAAACUUGCCUAACUUGGGACUUUCUGGUCCAAAGUUAGAUGUUCCCAAUUUGGACCUGAAAUCACCUGACCUCGAUAUCUCUGGUCCCAAUCUCAGUGGUGGAAUAAAGGCACCAGACAUAAACAUGCCCAAGAUUGACCUCAGUACCCCAAAGCUCAACUUAGACACCCCAUCAGGCAAACUGAAAAUGCCUGAUCUUCAUGCUCCAGACUGGGAUGUUAAUGCUCCCUCAGGCAAAUUAAAAAUGCCUAAGUUGAAUCUUUCCGGUACUUUACCAAAAGGGCCAGAUAUGGACCUAAAUGCAGAUCUGAACUCACCAGAUUUGAGUCUGAAAGCUCCAAAGAUGAAAGGUGGAAUUGAUGCACCUGACUUGGACUUACCAAAUGUAGACCUUAAAGCUCCAAAGUUUGAUGUGAAUCCUCCCGAUAUCAACCUUGGCUCACCAAAAGCAAAGCUGAAAUUUCCCAAAAUGAAAAUGCCUAAAUUUGGCUUACCAGGCUUUAAAGGACCUGAAAUUGAUGGCAACUUAGAUGGCCCAGAUAUAGAUAUAAAUGCACCCAAUGUCAACCUCAAAGGUCCUAAUGCUGAUCUAGAUGUAGACGUUUCCGGCCCAUUCGGAAAAUUCAAGAAACCAAACUUAAACUGGCCUAACUUGGGACUUUCUGGUCCAAAGUUAGAUGGUCCCAACUUGGACCUGAAAUCACCUGACCUCGAUAUCUCUGGUCCCAAUCUCAGUGGUGGAAUAAAGGCACCAGACAUAAACAUGCCCAAGAUUGACCUCAAAAGCCCCAAACUGGACCUGAAUACAUCACAUGUUGAUUUAACCAUGCCAUCAGGCAAACUGAAAAUGCCUGAUCUUCAUGCUCCAGACUGGGAUGUUAAUGCUCCCUCGGGCAAAUUAAAAAUGCCCAAGUUCAAUCUUUCUGGUACAUUACCAAAAGGGCCAAAUAUGGACCUAAAUGCAGAUCUGAACUCACCAGAUUUGAGUCUGAAAGCUCCAAAGGUGAAAGGUGGAAUUGAUGCCCCUGACUUGGACUUAAACAUGGACAUGAAAUCUCCCAAGUUAGAUGUCAGCACUCCCAAUGUCAACCUUGGCUCACCCAAAACAAAAUUUAAAAUGCCUAAACUCAAGCUCCCCAAAUUUGGUCUUCCAAGCCUUAAAGGGCCUGAGAUCAAUGGAAACUUAGAUGUUCCAGACAUCGAUGUUAAUGCACCCAGUGUCGAUCUCAAAGGUCCUAAAGCUGAUCUAGAAAUGCCAGACAUUGAGAUGAGUGGGCUUUCUGGAAAAUUCAAGAAGCCGAACUUAAACUUGCCUAACUUGGGACUUUCUGGUCCAAAGUUAGAUGUUCCCAAUUUGGACUUGAAAUCACCUGACCUCGAUAUCUCUGGUCCCAAUCUCAGUGGUGGAAUAAAGGCACCAGACAUAAACAUGCCCAAGAUUGACCUCAAAACCCCAAAGCUGGAUCUCAAUACCCCAAAGCUCAACUUAGACACCCCAUCAGGCAAACUGAAAAUGCCUGAUCUUCAUGCUCCGGACUGGGAUGUUAAUGCUCCCUCAGGCAAAUUAAAAAUGCCCAAGUUCAAUCUCUCAGGUACAUUACCAAAAGGGCCAAAUAUGGACCUAAAUGCUGAUGUGACCUCACCAGAUUUGAGUCUGAAAGCACCAAAAAUAAAGGGUGGAAUCAAUGCCCCUGACUUGGACUUACCAAAUGUAGACCUUAAAGCUCCAAAGUUCGAUGUGAAUCCUCCUGAUGUCAACAUUGGCUCACCAAAAGCAAAGCUGAAAAUGCCAAAACUGAAAAUGCCUAAAGUGACUCUACCAAGCCUAAAAGGACCUGAAAUUGAUGGCGACUUAGAUGGCCCAGAUGUUGAUGUCAGUGCACCAAGAGUUAACCUCAAAGGCUCUAAAACUGGCUUUGAAAUGCCAGAUGUUGAAUUUGGCAGCCCAUCAGGGAAAUUUAAAACACCACAUCUAAAACUGCCCGAUGUGGGAUUUUCUCCUCCAAAGUUAGAUGGCACAAAUGUUGAUCUCAGGUCACCAGAUCUUAGUGUCAACUUACCAAAAGCACCAAAUCUGAAAUUAAAUUCAGACCUAAACACUCCGGAGUUAAAUUUCAAAGUCCCAAAGAAGAAAGGUGGACUUGAUUCCCCCAAGCUGGGCUUACCAAACGUGGACAUCAAAGCUCCUACGUUAGAUAUGAACACUCCAGAUACCAACAUUGGUUUCCCUGAUGUAAACUUCAAAAAGCCCAAAAUCAAGAUCCCCAAAGGCCCCAAUGUUGACAUAAAUACAGACCUACAAGGGCCGGACCUGAAUAUUCCAAAUAUAGAUGUAAACGGUCCAAAAGGAAAAUUCAAAAUACCAAGUUUAGAUGCACCAGACCUUAGUCUCUCUGGAUCUAAGGCAAAAACACCAGACAUGGAUUUUUCAGGACCUAAACUGAAAGGCCCUGGCAUAAAUAUGUCAGAUUUAGAUUUACCUGAUGCCAAUUUCAAGGGUCCUAAGCUAGACCUCAAUGCAAAACGUCCUGACCUAGGAAUAAAUGGUAACAUGGGACGACCUGACAUGAACUUUACUGGUCCUCAAUUGAAAGGAGGCGUAAGAGGUCCAAACUUUGACAUGAAUGCUCCCUUGGGAAACAUCCACGGUCCUCAGACUGACCUUGAUUUUGCAGACAGAAAAUUGAAAUUCCCAUCUUUCAAGAUGCCUCAGUUUGGAAGCCCAGAUCUUAGUAGAGCAGGCUCUGAUAUUGACUUUGGUGCAUCUCUGAGACCAACAAAUCUGGAUAUUUCUCCUCCAAAUGCAAAGUUAAAUGUGAAACCAGUAGAGUUAAAGGGAAAUGUCACAGGUCCAAGGGUUAAUGCUCCAAAUGUGGACAUCAACAUGCCAAAAGCUGCAAUGCGCAAUCCACAGCUGCAUUUAAAGUACCCAGAUCUUAACGUUGAUGAUCCUUCCCUGAAUUUCAAAGGACCUUCAUAUAGGAAUCGCAGAUCAGAUAUGACAGGUGUAAACAUGAAAAUGCCUGACCUGGACGUAGAUGCAGGCGUCAGACUUCGGCACACUGAUGGAAGGUCACCUAGAAACAAAGGAAGGUCCAGCUAUCCUGUGAUGAAUGAUGCUUUCGGCCACCAUAUUGAUUUACAUCGUUCAGAUCUCAACAUUGAUGAUUUCACAGGAAAAGAUCAUGUGCUCAGAGCCAGGGGCUCGAAACCGAACCUCCACACACCACACAACUAUGGACAGGUUAUUUCCCCAUCAGGUGUAAAUAUUGACAUGAGAGACCCCAGAAACACCAGAAGAAUCCCAGCCAGUCUUAUCAAUCCCAAUGCACGUUUACCACAUUUUUCUCAAGAGUCAAGCAUAAGAGUACCUGACAGUUCAGACAGAUAUUAUGUCACUGUUUUUCCUACCCAGACACAAAAUCACAAAAUGCUAAACCGUAAAUAUAACACACUAGGAGGUCUCGACUUUCAUCCAGGAAACUUAGACCUUGAAGUUCCAGAUGAAAAUGACCUAAAAGGAUCAACAUUCUUUUUCUCCAACCUCGUAUAGCUUUCAGAGCACUCGUGCUACUUGUGUGCUUUUUUAAUUGCAUUUCUUUUUUUGCAUUUAUUUAUUACGACUUGAACUGUUGCAACAUGUUGCAUGAUUUACGACUGUUAUGAAAUGUUGCUGCCUGUCUCGUUUUGUACAUAUUACCUCUCCUGUAGCUUGGCGAUGAUGCAAAUUGUCAUUACAAUUUGACAUUCUUGCACUUGUUUUAUAAAGUAUAAUAUUAAAACUUUUUAACAUUGUGUAACAAUGAAUAUUUAUACUAUGCAGUUCUUGUUUAAAAAGAAAGUAUUUUUGUAUUCACAUUGAACUAAGACCUCCUGAUUUUGUUAUGUCACCCUGGAGCUGCAAAUCUUCUGUCUUUACUACUGAUGUUUAAACUCAAGGAGGAAAUCUGCAGAUUUAAGGUUUUUCUUUUUUAGUUUUUUGGGUGGUAUUACAACAUUAUUAUCAGAUGAAUAGUAAAAUAUCCAAAGAUGUUUAUAGUUUUCAUAUCUGUUCUUUUGACUACCCUUUGCAUUUUAGAUUCUUUGAGAUGUAUAUACUUGAAUUUAUCACUGUGUUGUAACUGUUUUUUGAUUCCAGCAUGUAAUGAAUAAAUAAUGUAAUUUUUGUCAUGAAUAAAUAAUGUAAUUUUUCCGGCUAAGCAAUAUAUCAGACGAUAUAAACUCACUUAGGCCAUUAUAAAGGUGACCAUAAAA